AUGAGCUCGAAUACGUCCAUGGCCGGCUCCAUGGAAGAGUCCAACUUCUUGAAACGUACCAGGACUGUUCACUGGGCACGGUUGUGCCUUUCUGUUUUGACCACUGCUGUCGCUGUUGCUGUUGUUGCAUGUGAAGCUGUUCCGCUCCAACACCACCAGAACACUGCACAGUGGGCGAGCAUAGGCCUUGUUCUUUGGCCACUCAAUCUUGAUGUGCGACCAAAUAUUGCCGCGUUGGCAUGCGGGUGUGUGGUCGGGGUCUUGAGUGCGGCGUAUACCAUCGUUGCCCUAUUGCCAUCUCCACACCCCCGCAUCAAGCUUCUCAACUCCUAUUCAUCGGCCUCUUCCUUUGCCGGGUUCUUGACUGCCCUUGUUGCUGUCACCUUCAGCAUAUAUCGGCCUUCUGCAUCAUACCCAAGUGGUUUCACCCAGGGAGAGACCCUUCAAAGCUGGACCUGCAAAUGGAAAGCAUCUAACGGGGCACAGUCGGCGCCCGUCGACUUUUCUCGUGAUUGCCAUGCCACUCAGGCUGGGUUUGCUUUGGUUUGUACUUUGCUCGCUCUCCAAAUCCUGAUGGGAUUCGCCGCUAUCGCUGGUACAUUGGCACAGCGAGACGUAGCGCGUCGUCGCGAGGAAAACACACAGUUGGAGAAACUCGAAAUUGCCACCAAGCAGCUAUACCAUGCUUAA
This is a messenger RNA of Penicillium diatomitis, 690 nucleotides long. RefSeq lists its product as uncharacterized. The transcript is spliced from 2 exons. Lineage: Eukaryota; Fungi; Ascomycota; Eurotiomycetes; Eurotiales; Aspergillaceae. The record is from RefSeq and is a predicted model, not a curated record. Bases 1 to 690 code for a protein of 229 amino acids.